AUGGAUAAGGCGCCUGGAGGAUCCUCAUCUGUACCGAGGAGUCGGUUAUCUUGGGCGUCUUCCUCUCGUGAGGUUAGUCGGGAGGAGAAGGAGGUACAUGAGGAGGUACCUGAUGUUCACCUUGAGCACAACGAUGAUGGUCAGGACGAUGCUCAGGACGCACAGGAUGGUGGCUACCUGGGUGGACCUUCAGACACAUUCGUCUUGAUAUACUAUCAUGACCAUGCCGCUCGAUAUAUUUGGGAUAGUAAUGAACGAGCGCCCAUAAAAUUCGUGAACCAUUUGCAGAAAAUAUUUAAUCUGUUUAAACCACACGCUCAGUGGUUUAAUGAUGUUGUAGCUGGAUCCGAACUUAGUGGGUUAUGCAUGACCGAAUAUAGUACUAUUAGCCAUGGCAUGCAAGGGGCAUUUGCCGAAAUGUGGCCCAAGGAGACUCCGUCUUUCCACUUUCCUGUUGGGGAGUUGACGAUCACCCUCCAUGAUGUGGACUGUAUGCUCCACCUUCUGAUCAGAGAGAGGUUAUUAGACCAUUCCCAAAUACAGCGGGUUGAGGCCAUCGAGUGGAUGGUGGAUUAUCUUGGUAUGGACCCAUAUAUGGCCGAUUAUGAGUGCAGAGCGACAAAUGGGGCACAUAUCCAGUUCUCUAGCCGAAAAGAGCUUUAUGAGAACCAUUUGGUGGCGGCAUCGGAGUUCCAGGCAGAGGGUGAUGGUGUUUUUGUUGAGUACCAUCGAGCUUGCGUCUUGCGGUGUUGGCUUAUAUUUCUGGUUGGCACGUCCCUCUUUGUGGACCAAAGUACAACCUACAUGGACAUGACAUACCUCAAAUAUUUUAUUGAUCUAACUAUAUUUCUUUAG
Messenger RNA from Vicia villosa (hairy vetch), 855 nucleotides. Its product is annotated as protein MAIN-LIKE 2-like. The record is from RefSeq and is a predicted model, not a curated record. NCBI's taxonomy places the organism in Eukaryota, Viridiplantae, Streptophyta, Magnoliopsida, Fabales, Fabaceae. The coding region runs from base 1 to 855 and encodes 284 amino acids. The transcript has 2 exons.